Molecule: messenger RNA, 2538 nt
Organism: Actinia tenebrosa (Australian red waratah sea anemone)
Lineage: Eukaryota; Metazoa; Cnidaria; Anthozoa; Actiniaria; Actiniidae
Product: homeobox protein otx5-B
Biological process (GO): regulation of transcription by RNA polymerase II
Cellular component (GO): nucleus
Molecular function (GO): DNA-binding transcription factor activity, RNA polymerase II-specific; RNA polymerase II cis-regulatory region sequence-specific DNA binding
Source: RefSeq, a predicted model, not a curated record
AAGAAAGAAAGAAAGAAAAGAAAAAACGGUGGUCUCGAAUAUACCAAAACACUUGAUCAAAAGAUCGAUUAUUGCAAAGCUAUUGUUCAACAGGGGCUUGCACAAAGUCGUGGAAAUAAUGGGACAGRUAAAUUAGAUUCAUUUGCGUAAUCUCGCCUUUUGAAAGUAUGUGUUAUGCCGCUCGAAAUUCCUUGGUCAUCUGGAGAAAGGACACCGACAGUUCUUUCAUUACAAUAACAACACUACAGUCUUUCCACUUCAAAUUUAAUAUCUUYCCAUACAAAUGAUAACUGUUGUAUAGGAAACAAGAAAACAUGGAUGAUACAGGUGUGGCUGAGCAAUAUCUUCUGCCCUUGAAUUAGAAUUAAACUAGGAGUUACUCUAUAGCCAAAGUGUUUAACGCCAGUUACAAAUGACGUAUUGAGAAGGUAAUUAGAAGARGGUUUAAGUACCCGCUAGUAGCGCCGUCGUGCUCAUUUAAUGAGAACCAUUUCCUCUUCACACAGAAAUCAAAACCUCUAUAGACUGAAGUGAUAGCAUUUGAUAGUAUUCAUCUGAACGCCCUAAAGCUAAGACCACAACCACGAGAAUCUCUCAGAAUUUUCCACCUAAGACACAGGCUACAGUGAUAGCAUGAACUGUUGCUGACUUGGUAUCACAGAGAAUACAACAUGGCUGGCUUCCUCAACAAUUACCCUGGCUGUCCAUUAGGAGGUUUGAAUCUUCCUCCAAGAUCUGCUGCCGAUAUGUUCAAUCCAAUGGUAGCAGGGCCGUCUUAUGGAUAUCCAAGAAAACAACGAAGGGAACGUACGACAUUCACAAAAAAUCAACUCGAAAUUCUCGAAGAACUGUUCUCCAAAACUCGCUACCCAGACAUCUUUAUGAGAGAAGAUGUUGCCAUGAAGAUAAAUCUCCCCGAAUCUAGAGUACAGGUAUGGUUCAAAAAUAGACGGGCAAAAGCCAGACAACAGACCAAAGGGGAACAAAAGCCAAAGCCUAAGCCCAAAUCCCCGCCAAUAACUAAGGAUCUUCAACAACCAAUUCCACCACCACCCUGUCGAUAUGCAAGCUGCAGUGGAAAUAUCUGGAGCCCUGCACACGAAUCAGUGCGACCCAGUCUUUCAAAUUUCCCAUCACACUCUGUCAUGAACAAUGGCAUGUCAACCAGCAAUUCUGGGGCAUUCAUGCCCCCACCCCAGGCCCCACCGUACUUUUGUUCUCCUCCAAGUGGACCAUAUAUGUCUUUGGAACAUAUGCACCCUAUGGCGCCUAGAUAAUCACCUUAACUGUUAUGUAUAAUAUCAAGCCAAAAGGCAAAAAGAUUGACAAGAUUUAUAACAUAUGCUAAAUUCAUAAAUGAUAGUUAUUUUAAUUAGAUCUAUUGCAUAUAAACUUAGCAAAAAAUUGAUUUUUGAUGAUGAGAAUAUUGACCACUAUAAGAAGAAAAAAAAAAAACUUGUUAUGACGUUAAUUAUAUUAAAUAAUAAUUAUUGAUGUAAACUAAAUUAUAUACAUAUAAGCCAGUGGCAUGACAUUACUACGCAUGUGCAGCAGGAUUAGAGAUCAAGAUACCGCCGUAACAUUAAUAAAUCCCGUUAGGUGCUCUGUAUUCCCAUAGCCAGCAAUUGGCUUUGUUCGUACUUGUACUUUGAAACAGCAAUCUACCUGUAUAAAUACUUUUAAGAAUCAUCUUAGAUGCGAGGCUAACAGAAAAAUACCCCCCAAAAUUAAAAAUAUAUUUUCUUUUUAAAUGGAACAAAUUCCAUUGAGAUAAAUUUUUUUUCCCAGUGUUAAUUUUCCGAUAAUUUUGAAAGCUGCACUGUAGAUUGCAAUUGGAAAUGAGCCAGAUUUUUUGUGCCGUAUAAAAUAAACUGUAACCAAAAUCAAAACUUGCUGGCUUUUUACAAAAAAGUUGUUAAGGACGUUAAGGGAAUACAUUUUAAGUUAAAACCCAAAAAAUAGUUACUUUAAAAUAACAAGAACGACAAAACAAAGAAUGUGAAAUAUAUAUAUAUUUCUUUAUUUGAUGAAAAUGAUUAUAAGUAAUCAGUGUACGUAUACAUUUUGUUGAUUAUUAUUGCAUCCAGAAUCUUAAUUCCUUAUUUCUGUAAAUCUGCUUGCAUCCCAGAAUGCAAAGUAGAGUAGCCACACACAAAAAAAGAUAUUAUAAAUACUAAUCAUUCUCUUCAUUACGCCUUAUGCCACUAAUACCAGAGUCUUCUUUGAGUUUUUUUCACUACCAAGACAAUUGUUAAAAACGUCAGUGGCAAGUCAAGUCGCAAGGUAAUGAAAGCCACGAGAAGAAUCCUGGUAGUCGGUGAAAUGGGGAAUUCACAACUAUUCCAAGCAAUUUUCAUUUGCUUGGAUGAGGUUGUAUUCUACUAUGUAUGAUGAACACUUAUGUUAAGUCAUAUGUAUAUAGCUAGGAGACAAGUUUUGCUUAGUUAUUAUGAUGUAUGUUCAAAUGUAUUAAAGCUCUUCUCAGUUUAGAAAAGGUAAAGUAAAAAGGURAAUAAAUUUAUGUGUUUCCGUUGUUUA